AUGUCGGCCGCCUUUGACGACGAAGAUCUCUCGAUCUCCCUUCCUUCGUACGAACAGAACAGGAAUAGGAAUCCUCAUGGACACCCGAGUAUACUGCAGCAAGCUCCACGACAUGGAAACGAACGGCUGGACCAGUCUCCUGCCACCGCUCGAGACAUGCAACGUCUCGAUCAAUAUACUGCGGUGAGAAGUCUGGGUGAAGGAACCUUUGGAAAGGUUAAGCUUGCCACUCACAGAGCUAGCGGGCGGCCGGUAGCACUCAAGAUUAUACCAAGGCGGAAGCUACAGUCAAGAGACAUGGUUGGGAGGGUUGAGCGCGAGAUCCAGUAUCUCCAGCUCUUAAGGCACCCUCAUAUUAUCAAGCUAUAUACCGUGAUCGCCACGAAGACGGACAUUGUCAUGGUUCUGGAGUAUGCUGAACGGGAGUUAUUUGACUAUCUCGUAAAGAGAGGGAGGUGCAACGAUGACGAAGCCCGCAUCUUCUUCCAGCAAAUUAUAUGCGCAGUGGAGUACUGCCAUCGGCAUAAAAUUGUUCACCGAGAUCUUAAACCCGAAAAUCUCCUUAUCGACAAGGACAAGAAUGUAAAGAUCGCUGAUUUCGGUCUGAGUAACAUCAUGACUGAUGGGAACUUCUUGAAAACAAGCUGUGGUAGUCCCAACUAUGCGGCUCCAGAGGUUAUCUCUGGCAAGCUUUAUGCUGGCCCAGAGGUUGAUGUAUGGAGCUGCGGAGUCAUUCUUUACGUACUUCUGGUAGGGAAGCUACCCUUUGACGACGACUACAUUCCAUCUCUCUUCAAAAAGAUAUCCGCUGGAAAUUUUCAUAUGCCAUCCUAUAUCUCGACAGGUGCUGCCAAUCUCAUCAGGCAUAUGCUUCAAGUUCAUCCUGUACAUCGGAUUUCCAUACCCGAAAUACGGCAGGAUCCUUGGUUUUUAAAGGGCCUCCCAAAAUACCUGCAACCACCAGUUGAGGAUUUUGUUGGCACUGGCGCAGAUCCAAAUAAAGCAAUCGAUCCACGCAAAAUUGCACCCGGAAGAUCUGCUGCUAUACAGGAACGCAUCCAUGAGAAUGCAGUUAACAAGCUUGAGCGAAGAAUGGGCUAUGGCAAGGAUGAUAUUCAGGACGCUCUGAGGAGGCCUGAACCUAGUGCAAUCAAAGAUGCCUUCUUUAUUGUCGUUGAGAAUGAGAUGAUGCAGAUGAAUUCCCCGACUGAGAAUGAGCCUGGUCAACCAUCCGCUGCUCAAUUAGGGGGCGGCCCGUCACCAUCUUACCGUUCAGGCCAAAGUCCUAACCCUGACUCCAGUGCUCAGAGCUCACCGCUUGCUCCAUUGACCCCAUACCAGCCACGCACUUCAUCAAGCUCACCCUCCCAAACUCCUUCAGCAGGGGGCGCAGAAGACUCUCAACGAUUAAGUCACGUCCGCAUUCUACCCACCAGUUUGCCGUACGUACACGAUCAAAUAAUGGAGCAACGAGCCGAGAAGAGCCUGCUUAGUGAUGAUGAAGAGGAAGAAUUAUCAGUGGAAAACCGAGGUAGAUCAUUGCAGCCUGAUGGCAAGGAAUCUGAGAAUGAUAUCAACAAAGAGCGUUCUCCCGAAGAACAGGCGGCAACUGCUCGGUCUCUUCGACCCCAUUCACGCAGCAAAGUUGAUUUGGAUAAGCUACAGUAUCAAAAACCAAGCACCGCAGCUGCGACAGCCCCUACAACAAAACGUUCUCGAAAAUGGCAAUUUGGAAUACGUUCUAGGAAUCAACCAUAUGAAGCAAUGUUGUGUCUCUACAAGGCUAUUCGGGCGGAAGGGGGCGUUUGGGAAAUUCAGCCGGCCGAGCCUGGUAGGUUUUUUCUUUCUUUCUUACUUUUUUUAUGAUUGGAGUAUCUGCCACGCUCAAUUGCUAAUAUUAUUUUAGAAGUAAAUGACUCCGAUAGUGGCAGAACCCCACAGAUGACAACUGAACUCCCACAGGCAUUGCAACACAAGUACCCUGACUUGCCACCGGACUAUUAUAUCCCCAAGGAUUUAUGGUUUAUCCGUGCGCGGCUAUUAAAGCAAGGCGUUCUCGCCCCUGGUCCGUCAAGCAGCGCUCACUCUAGUCGCAGCGAUCUAGAAGAGUUCCGUCGCCGCGUGAGCCUGAUAGGCGGUAUAUUACACCCAGAGGAUAAGACGGCAGCAUCGGCAGCGGUAGCUGCAGGUGGCACCGCAAUAUCGUCAGCCCACUCGUCCCACCCUGCCCUCCUUUCCUACGGUGUGUGGGUUUUCAUAGACAUUCAGUUGUAUCAGAUCGAGUCGAAGAACUACAUGGUCGACUUUAAAUGUGAUGGCUAUCAAAAUGUCAUCCAAAUUGCUCACGAAAACAACACCACCACAGAAUGGCGACCAAUAAGCAAACGAAUCCGCAAUAAGGAAAAAGAGGUGACGAGUCCUUAUCCCUUCUUGGACGUUGCAUCAGAUCUUGUUGCACAAUUGGCCGUUGUUAGUUGAUCUAUACCCUCUAUAUCAGCGUGUGCUUUUUAACCCAGCAUCUCUCAAACCUCUUCAAGCAAUACUGUAUCUUUAUCAAAUGAACAUAAUUUUUGCAAACAGCGUGCACAUGACAUCAGUUGGCUUUCUCUGAUGACGUCGAUUUAAACUCAUGGAUAAAUGAUUUUCCGGAGGCGAAGUGGCCAACUUUAUUACUAACCUGCAUCGCGACUCGCCCGCGAUUGAAACUGUGGAUAUCAGACUUGGUCUAGAUGAGCGGAGUUGCUGAUAGAAGAACUUUUACUGCCUGCAAAACAAACAAAAGCCCUGUUCUAUAUGGAGCCAUAUGACGUCUGUUUAACGUGACCAGCUUCUUUUCUCUCUGUUCAAGAAAUGGAUUUGAAAUCUUUUCCUCUCUGGUUUCUUACAACUCGGCGAUUAAUAGCA
Messenger RNA from Trichophyton rubrum CBS 118892, 2904 nucleotides. Its product is annotated as CAMK/CAMKL/AMPK protein kinase. Bases 1 to 1866 code for a protein of 621 amino acids. Gene Ontology annotation, cellular component: cytoplasm. The transcript has 3 exons. Gene Ontology annotation, biological process: intracellular signal transduction; protein phosphorylation. The record is from RefSeq and is a predicted model, not a curated record. Gene Ontology annotation, molecular function: ATP binding; protein serine/threonine kinase activity. NCBI's taxonomy places the organism in Eukaryota, Fungi, Ascomycota, Eurotiomycetes, Onygenales, Arthrodermataceae.